AUUGCACUGAGUUUAGUUUUAGAUCUAAGGGUCAUCACCAAGGUUAUCUGUUUGCAUGCACUUCUGUAUAAUUCAACGAUAAAAAAAAUCGUUAACAGGCCGAAGAAAUAUUUAUACCGAUCUAGAUUUAUUGUUGGUCGUUUUACCUGGUUAGGACACAUUACAAGGACAUCCUCUGAGCAUGCGUCAUUUUUAUUUAUAAAGCUUAGAACUGAAGGGAGAUAUACAAGGACACUAAGAAGAAACCUUGUUCGUGUAGAAAAUUAUGGCUGCAGAAGUAAACACGAAUAUCAUUAAAAGCGAUUCUUCAAGCACAUCACUGACAGAGACAACAGGUGAUGAUUACAAAAAGGAAUUUAUGUCGAAUGCAGAGGAACAAAAGCUAGCAGCACUUGAAGCGUUACAGAAUCGCAUCGGAGAAAAGAACGAAACACCAUUGACAGUAGCUGUAAUUGGGGCACCCGGAGUAGGAAAAUCUUCCUUCCUGAACACAAUGAUCACCAGUAUAACCGGAGAAUAUCGGGAGUGGGCCAGAACGGGGGACUCUGGUGGAACUGGGAAACCAAUCACUUAUCGUCUACAAUGGCAAUAAUUUCUUUUCUAAUACAUUUUCUUUUGAAUUCACACGGAAUUAAAUCAUGAAUGGGGAGAGAUAUACUGAAGCAAUACAAACCAUGUUCGGCAGUUUUAAAUGUUUUGUUUCUCACAUGCACUAGAUUACGUAUUUGUUAGUUACUUACGUAGGUGAGCUUUUUAUAAUUUAUCCAAAGUGAUAUACAGUACAAGGUGAUUUCACAUGUGUACUGUAGUCGCAUUUCGCUUUUGUAUUGAGUAAAUUACAAUGGGUUUUGAUUGUGUCUUUGCGGGGAUUUCAGUCUCGUUAAGGAAUUUUCAUUAUUUUUAUUAAUCGUAUGUAAUUUCUACGCCUGAUUAUCACGGAAGAAAC
Saccostrea cuccullata (small rock oyster) is the source of this 946-nucleotide messenger RNA. RefSeq lists its product as uncharacterized. Lineage: Eukaryota; Metazoa; Mollusca; Bivalvia; Ostreida; Ostreidae. Gene Ontology annotation, cellular component: membrane. Bases 266 to 592 code for a protein of 108 amino acids. The record is from RefSeq and is a predicted model, not a curated record. Gene Ontology annotation, molecular function: GTP binding. The transcript has 4 exons.